Molecule: messenger RNA, 858 nt
Organism: Lottia gigantea (owl limpet)
Lineage: Eukaryota; Metazoa; Mollusca; Gastropoda; Lottiidae
Exons: 8
Coding region: 1-858 (285 amino acids)
Biological process (GO): lipid metabolic process; intracellular signal transduction
Molecular function (GO): phosphatidylinositol-4,5-bisphosphate phospholipase C activity; protein binding
Source: RefSeq, a predicted model, not a curated record
AUGAUUCCAGGUGGUGUGACCAGAACACAUGCAGCAAAUUCCUCUGCUCCAAUACAUGAUCUUUCGGCAAAACCGACUGAUGAUCCACAUCGCACUCCUAAAAAAUGUGUAGAUACUCUAAAAAACUGUGCAUCUUAUCCAGCUGAAAUAUGUACCAGUGCUGAUUAUCGAUUUUGGAUGGAAGACCACUGCUGUGCAUUUUGUAGCGGUGACAGACCUACAGGAACAGUACCUUACGUACCACCAACACACUCUGGAAUAUGUGAUAACCAAAUAGACUGUGAUGUAUAUGAAGAUUCUGCAUGCGUUGGUGUUUUCACUCCAUGGGCAUUUGAUAAAUGUCCGCUUAGAUGUGGCUACUGUUCUCACCCAGAACCAUGCUUUGACAAAAUAGAUUAUUGCGAUCAAUACACGAAAGACGUGUGUAUAGUAGAUACUUAUAGGAUUUGGGCGAGAAGAAAUUGUCGGAAGUACUGUGGUAUUUGCUAUAGUACUGGCACAUACGUAGAACCAACGGUAAACCCCCAUCAUGUCCACACCGAGGCACCUUACACUGGGUCAACUAUCGCUCCCAUUGAGGGUCCUGGAAAGAUCAUAGCUUCACAACAGACCUUUCUAGUAGAAGGACCUCCAUCUGCACUUCCAGAUAGAUGCAUGUAUAAAGGUAACAAUUAUAUGCCAAAUCAAAAAUGGAAUGAUGGGUGUAGUUAUGUGUGUUCAUGUUUCGACACAAAAACUAACAGAAUGAUUUGUACAGACAGGUGUUCAAAUUGGGAUAUUCAGCUUCCUAUCAAGAACUGUUCUCUUGUACAAGAGCCAGGAGAGUGCUGUAAACGACUGGAAUGUGAACCAGAAUAA